This is a messenger RNA of Mollisia scopiformis, 666 nucleotides long. RefSeq lists its product as uncharacterized. The transcript has 2 exons. Lineage: Eukaryota; Fungi; Ascomycota; Leotiomycetes; Helotiales; Mollisiaceae. The record is from RefSeq and is a predicted model, not a curated record. The coding region runs from base 1 to 666 and encodes 221 amino acids.
AUGCCAGCUUUGGCAGGAAAACGAGGUGCUUCAUACGGGUCUGACACUGCACCCAGACAUGCGGAAGUCGACGAUGUCUGGAUACAAGAACAGACUCGCUCCAGACGCACUCAAACAGGACCCGAGAAGUUCGUAAUGCAGUAUUUGACAUUGAAAGGGUUAUCGGCAAAGGAGGCCUCCAAGGUGCGCGAAGUGGUCGUCGUCACUCAUGGACAGCAGUUAUCAAAAUUGCUGGGGAAAGCUUAUAGAGAACAACAUUUCCCGAAUGCGAAGCUUCGCAGCUAUAUGGUAAAGACUGGAAUUGCUUCUGGAUCUCUGAUCCACCUUCGUACUGAGAGGGAACUGGAUGCACAACGAGUGAUCCAGCACGAUUGGGCAAAAGAAAUCCAACAGCAGAAGGAAGUAAAAGAGAUGCAUGCCAGAGCGCUGAUUUCUAGACAGGAGAAAGAUAAGGCAGAAAAAGCCAAAGCUGCGAAGAGAGAACAGCAGAAGGCUAAACAAGAGUUCAGACAAAAGAAAGGCGAACACAAGAGAAAGAGCAUGCACACUGAGACUGAAACUCCAGUCACUUCGACCGAGGAAGCAAAUAAUAGACCUCUCCUCACUGCUCAGGUAGGACGUCCAAAUAACAUCACUUCAUGGUGCGAGAAGAGAUCACAAGGCUAA